UGGACACAGGGACACAGGAAAAUUUUAUUGGCGCACGUACGCUACCGCCGCUCGAACGGCGUCCUUUUUCCUUGAGCACGAACUCAAUACACCCGGCCAUCGAUAUACAGAGGAUCCGCGUGAGUUUAUACUCACGGAUGCACGCCGCGCCCACGGCGCUCCCACUCGCCCACGCCCCGCGCCCCUCACUAUACCUGGCCUGCGCUCCCAUCACGCCCGCACGCAGACGACGCGGCCACCAACAGCCCUGACGUGGUCACACCUCCGGCUCCAUCGCUAGUUGGAAACGACCCACGCGCACACACGCGCGGUCACACACGAACACACACGACGCGUCCAGCCUGCGCUCGAACGCGCACUGGCCACGGCCGUGGCUUUAUUUGGCUAACAGGCACCCGAGGCAUCACAUGGCUAAGUGAAAAUGUCUGGCCUCUCCUCCCUCUGAACCAAAGAGAUGGCGUGUUGCAGAAUAUAUAAUUGCAUGUACAUCGUGAAGCUCAGGUCUCCCGCUAUCUCCAAUUCCUAGAGAGAGCUUCCCAGUGCUUGGAAUUCCGAUCCGAGGUUCUGGGUAUGCGUGGGAACCGUGCUCCUGAGAGGUCUUCCGCCUCCUAUUGACACUGGUCUGCCUCGUCUCCCUUGGCCUUAGGGCCAUGAAGACGUCAGGCGUGGUGGAUCCCGGGCUUUGCUGGUGGAAGGGCUUUAUUUUUAAUGCUUUUCUGAGCGAAAAUCCUACGUCUACGAAGAGCUACGUACAGCUUUACGUAAACUUCCUAACAACUAAACCUCUUCCCCUUGAUUUUCAGGGGGUGGGCCCGUCCUCUCCCUUACCCCCAAUCAUAUUCAUUUCAUCCACCUGAUUCAUUACGUUAAUCACGUAGAACUUUUACGUAGCUCUAGCAUUGCUCUUUUCUGAGUUUUCUUAGGGUUUGUGUCCUGCUCAGAGAGAUGAGGCGGCGAUGGCUCUAUGAAGAUAGAAUAAGUAGAUCGGUGUUUGUCUUCGGUGGAUCCACGUGGAUCCAGUAUUUGCUUUUCCGUUUUCGUGUGUCUACAAGAUGGAUCCUUCCGAUUUAAACUUCUCAUCAAUGGCGGUGGUUGUUGAUCCAUGUGCUGGUCCUAUAGGGCCUUGGCACAAUGACUUUUCGACUGUCUACUACAAUAAGUUUUGCCCGGCUCCAGUGAAGGAGGGGCGAUGACAGCGGCGCGCCUUCGGCUGGCUUCCAUACUUGUAGUCGUCGCUAGGUGGUCUAUGAAUCCGAAUGUAAUUUUAUUAUUUCUGGUAUUUGUUGUACUAUCAUGAUUGAUAAUGAAUAAAUGAAAGUUUUACCGCUAAAUAAAAGCUCGACCCCUCAAACCCGAAUCCGGUUCUAAACAUUUAAAAUGCACACUUUUCCUAUUAGAUAAAAUUAUUUUAAUUACUUUUGGGCAUUAUAGUUGUAGUUAAACUCUAGUUUUUAAGGUAACUCGGGCUUCUAGGCCACGCGAUCAAGCUUAUAUCCCAUGCCCAAGUUUAUUCGAGAGAGAUUAGGUUGCCUAAUUUUUUUGAGAGAGAGAUUAUGUGUCAUCAUGCAAUUUCCUCAAAAAAAAAGUGUCAUCAUGAUGCAUUUGUCUAAAAAAAAUGCAAUCGAUGCAUGCACAUAUCUAGAAUAUAUUUUCAUAAAUGCUUGCACAAUAAUUUUUGCAGAUAUCUGAAUAACAUCAAGUAAAUACAAUAAAUGCAAAUAUUGUUAUAAAUGCACGUACAUUAAUUUUUACACAUACGGUAUGCUAUCUGAGAAUUAUAUGUUAUUAAUAAUGCCUAUAUAUUGUACCUCUACUGAUGAAAGAUGUAAUCUUAAUUUUAAUGAAUAAUAUAAGGAGGCACUUUAAGCGGUCAAAAUAAAUCUGAGCAUAAUAACAUGGAGUAAAUGAUGUAUGUGCAAUGCAUAUAUUGUGUGCAUAAAUAAAAUGCCGGGCCUCGCGUCUUCAGAAAUCACACAAGCGGCUGAAUCGCGAUGGAGGUGACGUUCGAGACGACGCAGGGCCGCCGAUUCAUCGUCGAGAUUUGGUACUUCUCCACCGUGCGGAGGAUCAAGGAGUGCAUCCUGAAGCAGGAGGGCAUCCCCGUGGAGUCCCAGCGGCUCUUCUUCCAGGGCAAGGAGCUCGAGGACGACCACGACACGGAGCACUACCCCAUCGUGGAGGGAUCCCACGUGCUCAUCGUCCUGCCGGAUGGCUCUCCCGCCGCCGCCGUCGCCGCCACCGCUGACGGCCAUGCCACAGGCGCCCCAGGCGCCGUCGUCCAUGUCGUUGCCUCCGGGCCGGCCCUUGGCCAGGGCCGCAGCGUUGCGCUCGAACUGGACGCGUCCUGCACGGUCGCCCGACUGAAGGAGAUGCUCCAGGAGAGCACGGAUGGGGCGCUGCCUGCCGCCAAGGUGAGCGUGUUCAUGGACAAGGCCGAGAUGGAGGAUGACAAGGCGCUGGCGGAGUUCGACCCGCCGGCCGAUGGGACGAAGAUAGAGGUGCGCGUGGUCGUGCGCCAGCCGCCGGCGUCGUCGCCAGCGAGCAACAACGGGAACGGGGCGGCCAAGGUUAAUAACAAGCUGCAGCAGCGGAUGUCGGUGGAGGUGAAGUGGGGCGCCAAGACCGCGACGCUGGAGGUGAGCGACAUGGACGCCGUGAAGGAGCUGCGGGCGGAGCUGGGCAGCGCGGCGCCGCACCUCCUCCUGCCCAACGACGGCGCCUACUUCUUCAUCUACAAGCAGAACGUCAUGGAGGAGGAGCGCACGCUGCGCUGGCACGACGUCAAGAACGGCGACACCAUCGAGAUCUUCAACGGCAGGGUCACCGGAGGCGCUUGACAUCUUUUGUUCUUGUUCAUCCCACACAUCUCACAUGCAUGCUCCGUACGUCCAUCAGGUUUACAUUACAGAUCUGCAUUCACCAUGCAUUGAGUCGUUAUGUUGCAUGCAUGGUAAUACUCUAUCAGUUCAUUUCAUUUCUUUCGUGCAAAUUGCUGUAAUCUAGUUGAGUUAACGCUCCUGAAGAAU
Molecule: messenger RNA, 3026 nt
Organism: Triticum aestivum (bread wheat)
Lineage: Eukaryota; Viridiplantae; Streptophyta; Magnoliopsida; Poales; Poaceae
Product: polyubiquitin-B-like
Exons: 1
Coding region: 1992-2837 (281 amino acids)
Biological process (GO): proteasome-mediated ubiquitin-dependent protein catabolic process
Cellular component (GO): cytosol; nucleoplasm
Molecular function (GO): proteasome binding; ubiquitin binding; polyubiquitin modification-dependent protein binding
Source: RefSeq, a predicted model, not a curated record